UUUUAAAAGUGUUUAAAUAUUGUGAAUGCCCUCGUUUUUAUUUAUAACCGGAAAAAGGUUAUUAUGUCGUACUUGGUCCCAGCGAAAAGUCAUUUAGACAGUAUUAUGUAUAUCUCCAUGAAAGAGUACGUUGUACGUUUAAACUGUGUUCAUCUGAUAUUUUUGAAUGUAUGUUUUGAUGAUAAAAACAAAUAAUUCAACGCGAUGAAUAAUAAUACAAUUUGAACCCCACUCUUGAUUUUUACACGUGUGUAAGCUGAAGUUGAACGCAAGAUGGCUAUUACCUGUUUAGGAUGUUUUGGAUAUAUUUUUAUCGGCCUGGUCUGAUGAGCUAAACCUAACAUGCCGGGUACCUGCUGCAAACAGUUUGGGAAAUGGUUUUUAAUUGUCCUCAACAUCAUAUUUUUUUUACUUGGUAUCGGGUUAUUGGUAGCAGGAAUCAUAUUUAAAAUUAAUGCAGUAUUUGUGGAGGUUUUACCCACCUUGAACAAAGUCCAAGUGGUUGGAAACAACCUUGGCGAUCUUUUGAACAGCGUUUCCAUCUUGGUGAUCAUUAUCGGCAUCUUUGUGGCGUUGGUGGCGGGUUUUGGACUAUUUGGAGUGUAUUGUAAGAAGAAAACUUUGCUAAUUGUGUACGCCAUUCUUGUGUUUAUAAUGGUUGCCAUGCAGACGACAGCCGUGGUGUUUUUAUCUAAAAUUUCAUUGUUCAAUGAAAGAAUCAAGAAUGCGAUGCUGGGAAUGCUCCAGAAGAAUUUUAUUGAUGAUUCUUUUAAUACCACCAACGCUCUUUCCAAUGGAUGGAAUUACAUAUUCUUAAGGUAUGAUUGUUGCGCUGUUAAUCCUGUUAAUGGACCAAACAACGAUUUUGACGAAACCCCCUGGUGUAAGGAAAAAGGUGAAUGUUUUCUAAAUAAUGCCCAAAUACCGAAGACGUGCUGUGAUGGAGUGGACGAAUCGGAUUUCGAAACAAAGGCACCGGCAGAUUGUUUUUCUUUUGCAACUGAUGACUAUAAGACUAAGGGUUGUUUUGAUAGACUUCAAGAAUUUAUUCAAAAGUACUCAACUCCCGCCAUUGGGGUAUCGGUUGUUGGCAUUACACUCGAGAUUUUGGCUUUUGUGUUUGCCAUCGUCCUAUGUAGGCAGAUAGGACAAGAGUCUUCAAAGAUUGUAUAAUUCAUACUAGUUAAGUUGAAAUGAUAGAUAUUGGUUUAAACAUGUGUGUCCAAAUGCACAGACUUCAGCUGGUUGAAAGACUGUUAUUAACAUUGAUUGACUGUAUCCACUAUCACACAUGUUUCAAAAUGUUUUAAAGCACUCAAAUAUUAUAUCCAAUUUUUCUUUUCUUAAUAUUUGUUAAAUCUGUACUUCAUAAAGGUAGCUGACAAAUUUUUAUUAACAUUAAAAUCAUUUUUGUACUAGAA
Messenger RNA from Saccostrea cuccullata (small rock oyster), 1421 nucleotides. Its product is annotated as tetraspanin-9-like. The transcript is spliced from 8 exons. NCBI's taxonomy places the organism in Eukaryota, Metazoa, Mollusca, Bivalvia, Ostreida, Ostreidae. The record is from RefSeq and is a predicted model, not a curated record. Gene Ontology annotation, cellular component: plasma membrane. The coding region runs from base 343 to 1173 and encodes 276 amino acids.